Molecule: messenger RNA, 2567 nt
Organism: Scophthalmus maximus (turbot)
Lineage: Eukaryota; Metazoa; Chordata; Actinopteri; Pleuronectiformes; Scophthalmidae
Product: glucoside xylosyltransferase 1
Exons: 8
Coding region: 189-1532 (447 amino acids)
Biological process (GO): protein O-linked glycosylation via N-acetylgalactosamine
Molecular function (GO): UDP-xylosyltransferase activity
Source: RefSeq, a predicted model, not a curated record
UGAGACGGAACACGUGUGGGUGCAGUGGGUGGGGCGGACAACUGUAAACACCAACUGCUCUCCGGCUCUCCCCCUUCUGACUCUGGACCCAGAGACAGAUGGGUGUUAAUACACCCGGCGGCGAACGUCAACGUCAACAACAACAACACAAAAUGACUCGUGGAGCGCAUUACACGGUGUGACGCAAGAUGCGAUGCUACCUCCACGCAUUUCUCCUGUGCGCGGCCUUCACCUUGUGCUCGGUGCUGUACGCGUUCAGCAAACUAGCGUCCACGUUGGAGGACGGCGAGGAGUGGGCCGCGAGGGAACCGGGGACACGGGGCAGGGGCAGCCAUGACGCCGGGCACCUUCUCAGGAAACACCCGGGACUGGCAGCAGGCCUCGGUGACCGCGAAGACGGGUUUGACAGAUCGCCGUCGGCCUCGUACUGGGAUCCGCAUCGGAGACUGCCCGCGGAUGUUUGUGGAGUGAACUGCUUGUUGGAACCCACUCUUAGAGAGAGGUCAAGCUCUGCAGUCAAGAAAUACAGUGAUGAGAGGAGUCACCUGGCUGUGGUGGCCUGUGGCCCCCGGCUGGAGGAGACUCUCACCAUGCUGAAGUCGGCUGUUCUCUUCAGCAAAAAGCCCCUGCACUUUUACAUCUUUGCUGAGGAUGAUCUGCAUGGCAGCUUCAGAAGUGCCCUGGACUCCUGGCCCAGGACCGUUCAGACCAGGUUUGAGUUCACCAUCUUCCCCAUCACCUUUCCCAAGGAGAAUGCGAAGGAGUGGAAGAAGCUCUUCAAACCGUGUGCUUCUCAGAGGCUCUUCCUGCCUCUGAUCCUGAAGGAGGUGGAUUCUUUGCUCUAUGUGGACACAGAUAUCCUUUUCCUGCGGCCGGUAGAGGACAUUUGGGCCCUGCUUUCUCGGUUCAAUUCAAGCCACUUAGCUGCCAUGGCUCCGGAGCAUGAGGAGCCACGCAUCGGCUGGUACAACCGCUUCGCCCGUCACCCUUAUCAUGGCAAGACGGGCAUCAACUCAGGUGUCAUGCUCAUGAACAUGACUCGCCUCAGGGAGAAACUUUUUCAGAACGACAUGACCACAGUUGCACUGCAGUGGGAGGAAAUUCUGAUGCCUCUUCUCCAGAAGUAUAAACUCAAUAUCACCUGGGGUGACCAGGACCUUCUCAAUAUCAUAUUUCACCAUAACCCAGAGAGCCUAUACGUGUUCCCCUGCCAGUGGAACUACCGUCCAGACCACUGUAUCUAUGGCAGCAACUGUCAACACGCUGAACAAGAAGGUGUCUUCAUUCUCCAUGGUAACAGGGGAGUGUACCACGAUGACAAGCAGCCAGCGUUUCGAGCGGUCUACGAAGCCAUCCAAAAGUAUCCAUUUGGCGAGAGCAUGGAGACCUCACUGCUUCGGCCCCUGGAAGCGUCGCUACAGACCACCACACACACCUACUGUGGUAGAGCCAGUCACCUUUUCACCAAGAGGUUAAAACAGAGCGUCAUGUCUGCUCAACAAUCAGAUCCCCACUUCAAUACCACUCCGUGAAUAAUGUGACUGGAUGAAGAGUGUUGGGAUUGAAAACACUCAUGUGGAGCCAAUGAGCUGGAAAAGGAAACCGACUCGGGUCAACGCUGAACCAUCUGUUUGCAAACCACAUAACAAGAAGAAGAAGAAGAAGAAGAUACUUAGACAAUCAGUUGGUAUUAUUAUUGGUUUGUUUUCAACCUUCAAUCACGUUGCACAAUUGUCUUUGUGAUAAAAAAAAAUUCAGCAGGGUACUAAUAUGUAUGCUUUUCUUAUCAAGAGUUGUUUUAUUAGAGUUGUUUUAAUAUAAUUUUGUCCAUGCAGUAUAUCACAGAAAAAGUUGUCAUUAUUUUUCAGGUACUUAGGGUUAAGUAUUCAUUAAGCAUAACUUGUACUCAUCUGAUCAGUAUUUAUUAUUGUUGGACAGGAAGCACUUUUGAUGUUUCACAUGAGGCUUUGUUUCAUGUACUCUGGUAUGGGAGUUUUAACAGCAUUGCUCACUUUACAUUCUAGCAGCGUUUACACUGAUCAGCCACAACCUUAAAACCAGUUACCUCUUAAUACCUGUUGUAAUGUUGUGGCUGAUCAGGAGACCCACACAGACCCUGCACCCACAGAAUUCCAAACUGCACAUCCGUAGAUUUUAAACGAAUAGAGACGCUGCUUGUGAAACAGGAUGUAAACACAUCUCCACCCCCUCCUCUCUGUGUGGGACAGUCGUGUGUUUUCUCAGUUAACAUUUAAGACACAGUGAAAGGAAAAGAAACACCUUCCCAUUAUUCCUUUGUUAAUUGUUCCUUUAUCUGUAAAUAUCAAAUCUAUGAAAAUCAGCAUCAGAGUAUUUUUACAUGAGUCUUUUUUUGUAAAGGGUUUACAAAAGGUAAUCCAAUCAAAUGUGCAAAUUACGUUUGACUGCUGAUGAAUCAACAUCAUCCCAAAUGUCAGUUGUUAACGAUUGUAACAAUGUCAUUUUGAAAUUUCAACAAUGCAAUAUCUGAAACAAAAAUGUUAUAAACAUUGAAAUCUAUGGGAAAUAAAUAUUUUAUCAACUUUGAA